Messenger RNA from Linum trigynum, 1627 nucleotides. The record is from the annotation of a GenBank genome assembly. NCBI's taxonomy places the organism in Eukaryota, Viridiplantae, Streptophyta, Magnoliopsida, Malpighiales, Linaceae.
CCAGGAAGCAGGAAGAAAAGUCCAGCCCAUUAAUGCCCACAAACUGUUGAUGGCCCACAUUAACUGGGUUACUUGAGACCAUAAGGCCUUAGCCCAUUUCAGAUUUAUUCUCCUUUUGAUCUUUUCAACCUUCCCCUUCCAUUUCACCAUUUGUCGCCCCACUUUCUCGAUACGGCGGCGACGGCGACGGCGACGGCGACAGCACUCAGCCAGUCAGCCUAUACGGCUGGACUCAAACUGUAACGCAGAAGUCAAUCCUUUGUUCAAUUCGCUCCCGGAUCAGACUCCGAAAUUCGAUUAGGUAUGGUGAUCCUCUAGUAGGCAAGUAACUGAUUGCAGAGUUAUGGAGCCCUGAGUCGUCGAUAGGACGAACUUUAAAGUAGGAUGCUUCGCGCCAGGCACGCCCUAGCACGAUUGAAGCACCGUCGGCUGUGCAUCACCACCGCUAAGCCCAAUCACAACAACAAGAAGAGCUACGACAGCGGCGGCAACAAUGGCGGUGAUAAUCACAAGCAACCAUCGAGUAUUACCAGAUACAAUGAAACAUAUAGCCAGCUGGGCAAGCUCGACUUCAUGACCGCCGCCAAGAUCCUUUUCGCAGAGACCCCCAAGCAAAAGAAGUUCGGGCUUGAUUUUCACCUGGUACAACUGUUCUUUGUCUGCUUGCCAUCAUUGGCUGUGUACUUGGUAGCCAUGUAUGCUCGUCGUGAAAUGGAGCGAGUGGAAACGGAAUUCCAGCAGAAGAAGAAGAAAGAAGAAGAGACGAGAGCAGAAGAGGAGGAGCAGAAAGCCCUUGAAGUAGAAGCCAAGUCAAAUGCUGCUAUAUCAGAGGUGAAAGAGAGGCUGGAUAAACUAGAAGUGGCCCUGAAUGAAAUUGUGGUUGAUAAGAAGAAAGAUAGUUCCAGUGGCAGCAGCAGUAGUAGUACGAAUGUAGCGAAACGCCUCUCGCCAAUUGACCCGAGCCAGGAACGGUUUGGGAGUGCGAACAAGUCAUGAAAAGGAAAAGAGACGUCUGAAAUGAAGGUUUACCCAGAGACGACUGAGAUAGGGAUAGAGUCAGUCAAUCCUUUGAAAUGGAGGCUGAGAUGGUAGGGCGAUGGCGUAUGGGCCUUCUUGUUGAAUUGACUUCCACUGAUCAUUGAACAAAGGGAGCACGGUGAUGCCGAUGCGAGCUGACAAUGGCACUGUUUUGUUUAUGAACCAUCAUCUGAUCUUCGCUCGCAAAAUUUGUUCUCACUAAACUCUACCGUAAAUCAUACAAAUACCUCAAGCUUGGCUUAAGCUGUGGUAUUCGUAUUUAAUUAAUUCAGUUAUGAUGUGAUGCUAAUUGCAAAUGUUGUUUUCUUUAGACAAUAACCAUUUGGUCUAUGGAUACCAUCCCAUGUGAUGUGAGUGGAUUUGGUGGGUGGCCCGUAGCCGCAGUGCCUGCCAAAGUGCCAAUCAAAGAGAAGCGAAAAUUUUAUAAGUAAGACCGCUAGUAUCGUUAUUUGACUUAUUUCGGAUAAUACCGAAUCUGUCAUAUUUUGUAUAUACGUAUCAAGUGUUAUACGGUGUUUUGGGAUUGUAGGAUUGAGAUCGAUAUGUAACGAAAUAUCAAUCAGUACUGAAAUAUAAACUAGUGUUUACU